Cygnus atratus (black swan) is the source of this 7251-nucleotide messenger RNA. It is a transcript of the gene CSNK1D, whose product is annotated as casein kinase 1 delta. Gene Ontology annotation, cellular component: nucleus; cytoplasm; spindle microtubule. The record is from RefSeq and is a predicted model, not a curated record. Gene Ontology annotation, biological process: positive regulation of canonical Wnt signaling pathway; signal transduction; positive regulation of proteasomal ubiquitin-dependent protein catabolic process. Bases 3575 to 4804 code for a protein of 409 amino acids. Lineage: Eukaryota; Metazoa; Chordata; Aves; Anseriformes; Anatidae. The transcript is spliced from 10 exons. Gene Ontology annotation, molecular function: ATP binding; protein serine/threonine kinase activity.
AAAUAUUUCUUUAAUUCAUUAUGUACACCCUUUGUCCACUUCCAUUUCCAUACCUGCACUGCAGCUUCCCUGACAUACACAAGGUUACGUACCUAAGGAGAAACCAACAAAGCUUGCCCCCUUACGAGCAGAAGUAGGACUCACUCACUGCCUCUUCCACUUUAUCCUAAACGUUCACCACUUUACGUAGUUUGAUAUGACCUAAACAAUCCACAUGUCAAUCUGUACAUGUGGUCCAGCAUACCAACUAAUAAAGCCCUGCUUCCUCCCCUGUCUCUGUCUGUUUGCAUGUGCUUCCACUACUAGUUCUGCCCAGGCAAUCAGGACACCCACAAUUUAAAAGGACAAACAGUGCACUCCCUAAUAAGUAUAGCAAGAAGGGCACUACUCUCAUUGUCUCCAUUCUGGUACAUAUGCCAUGGCAUAACUCUUUCUCUCAGCACAGGAGAUUGCACAGAACCACGAUUAUCUCAACACUACUGCAGGCCAAAUCACAGAGAUCACAUGUGACAGAAAAACAGCCAAAGCCCCCUUCCUCCCCUGCACCCCCAUGUUUGGUACAAAGCACCCUUCCCCAGUUUUGAGUCUGUAGUGUUUUACAAGCACUUCCCAUGCAGAAUUGACAUGUACUCACAGAAUCACAGAAUUGUAGGGGUUGGAAGGGACCUCGAGAGAUCGUCGGGUCCAACCCCCCUGCCAAAGCCGGUUCCCUAGAGCAGGUUGCCCAGGUAGGUGACCAGACAGGCCUUGAAUAUCUCCAGAGAAGGAGACUCCACAACCUCCCAGGGCAGCCUGUUCCAGUGCUCCGUCACCCUCACCGUGAGGAAGUUCUUUCACGUGUUGGUGCGGAACUUCCUGUGCUCAAUUUUGUGGCCAUUACCCCUUGUCUGGUCUCCACAAACCACUGAAAGAGGUUGGCCAAAUCCCUCUGUCUCCCACACUUCAGGUAUUUAUAAACAUUGAUAAGAUCCCCUCUCAGUCUUCUUUUCUCCAGGCUAAACAGACCCAGGUCUCUCAGCCUUUCCUCGUAGGGAAGAUGCUCCAGUCCCUGUAUCAUCUUUGUGGCUCUCCGCUGGACUCUUUCCAGGAGAUCCCUGUCUUUUUUGUACCGGGGAGCCCAGAACUGGACACAGUACUCCAGGUGAGGCCUGACCAGGGCAGAGUAGAGGGGGAGGAUCACCUCCCUUGACCUGCUGGCCACACUCCUUUUAAUGCAUGCCAGGAUCCCAUUGGCCACCAGGGCACACUGCUGGCUCAGGGUCAACCUGUCGUCUACAAGGACCCCCACGUCCAUCUCCUCAGAGCUCCUCUCAGCCUGUACUGAUACAUCCGGUUGUUUCUUCCCAGGUGCAGGACUCUACACUUGCUCUUAUUAAACCUCAUUUGGUUUCUUCCUGCCCAGCUCUCCAGCCUGUCCAGGUCUCGCUGAAUGGCAGCACAGCCUUCUGGCAUGUUGACUACUCCUCCCAGCUUUGUAUCAUCCAUGUACUUGCUGAGGGCGGACACUAUUCCCUCAUCAAGGUUGUUGAUGAAGAUGUUGAACAAGUCCGGACCCAGCACCGACCCCUGAGGAUCACCGCUUGUCACAGGUUUCUAGCUGGACUCUGUGCUGCCGAUCACCACCCUCUGAGCUCGGCCAGUCAGCCAGUUCUCAACCCACCUUACUGUCCACUCAUCUAUCCCACACUUUCUCAGCUUUGCUAGCAGGAUGUCGUGGGAGACAGUAUCAAAAGCCUUGCUAAAGUCAAGGUAGAUGACAUCCACUGCUCUCCCCCCAUCUACUCAGCUGGUGAUGCCAUCAUAGAAGGCAACGAGGUUGGUCGAGCACAACUUCCCCUUGGUGAAUCCAUGCUGACUACUCCUCAUAACCUUCUUCUCUUCCAAUUGCUUGGAGAUGGUAUCCAGAACAAGCUGUUCCAACAAAAAACUCACACCCAUUUUUCAUGGUAAAACUCUGUGAUAUCAUGUACUGACUAAGAAACUGUUUUCUGGUAUUUGAUCACUCUUUGCACAGCAGGACUUGGCUCUUAGUGGUGCAGGGAGGAGUACGCUACAUUGUACCAUGCAUCUGAACAAAGGUGAGAGGAUCCCAUCACCUUCUUAAUGCAUGCACACAUCCUCUGAGUCUGCCCCUCCCCGUGAACUUAACACUGCAGGCUCUCAACAGCCAUCCUACACAGGAAAACAUGGGUACCCACCUAGCCUAGUAUUCCUGUCCAGAUCCCACUUCUUACCUCUGAGCAGCAAACUGCAGCUCUUGCUUGACAGGCAGAUGUAGGUUGGUCCUAGUACAAAACCCAGGGAAUCACUGACAGCUGGGACUGUGACACCACCAGAAAACCACACAUCCAGAAAAACCCGCAUCUCAGUAAUAUUACUGGUAGGAAGCAAGUGUCUUUCAAAUGCAGGCUUAAACAGUUUGCUCACUUCCAGGACAUGGAAAAUUUCCCCCUUCCAAUUGUACCAGGUCAGUAUGUGAAACAACUUGAAAGGUAAGGUACUCAGAGAUUCUUUAUCCAGAAACCUGCUGUGACUUUACUUUCCCUCCCUCUGUCACACUACACCUCUACCACCCUACACCUCUCUUGAUACAUCCAGCCCUCUUAUAUUACAGUCCAGUGCCACCUGCAACCCAGACCCACUAAUUCAGCAGCCCCUGAGCUCAUGCUAGAAGCUAGCUUCCUGAUCUGUCCCACUUAUAAGUGCAACUCCAUGAUUGACACGAAAGAAUACUACCUUGAUUCAUCCAAUAUAGUAAGACUAGUCAAGGUCAUGAUUUAAAGAGGUGUUGCUUCAACAAAACGAGAAAGCAGGCCAAGAGGAACAUGUUUUCCCACCGCUCCUCUUCCACCCCUGCUCAGAGGCAAGUGGUUCCUUCCACGCCCCACACUGGCAGUUCCUCCACCGCACGGCAGGUCACAGGGGAGAUCCCGACACUCCUCACCAACAGCAAAGAUCCAUUUUGCCCCUGAAGUUUGCAUGGUCCGAUAGACUUGAUUCAGACUUUGUGCCAGACACCCCACAGUCAAACGAGCACACCUCGGAGCCCAGCGCGGCCGCUGUGCCGUCCCGCUGCACUGACUCACGGAGGGGGAACCCGGAAGGCCGCGGGCCGCGUUCCCCGCCCGGCAACCCCUACUUCGCGGCACAGAGCGCCGGGGGGACCCUAUGUGGCGGCACGGUGCAAAGUGACAGCAGCCGGUGCCGCCGCGAACGGCUUCUCCUCACAGGGACCGCGCGGCCGGCAGGGUGCUUGAAAACAACCAAGAACGACUCCCCGGCUCCCCGGAGACCCCGUCCCGGCAGGCAGCGCGCCCCGCCCCGUUGCUAGGGAAGUGAGGUCACAAAGUAUGGCGGCUCGGGGCCGAAGCUGCUGACGGUUUGGUGCCGUCUGGAAUCCGCGUCCAUCCUUCUCGGGAGUUGCGGCGACGGUGCUGCCUGCCUCGCUGUCGCUGAGCGGCAGGACUAAGGCCGCGAUGGCAUCAGGAACCGCAGGGCUGUGAGGCAGCAGAGCGCGAGCCUGCAGGGCGGGAGGAGCAACAGAACCGGGUCGCGGACGAACCGAGCUGCCGCCAUGGAGCUGAGGGUUGGGAACCGGUACCGGCUGGGCCGGAAGAUCGGGAGCGGCUCCUUCGGGGACAUCUACCUGGGAACUGAUAUUGCUGCUGGAGAGGAGGUUGCAAUUAAGUUGGAAUGUGUGAAAACCAAACAUCCUCAGCUCCACAUUGAGAGUAAAAUCUACAAAAUGAUGCAGGGUGGAGUGGGUAUUCCCACAAUUAAGUGGUGUGGAGCUGAAGGGGACUACAAUGUCAUGGUGAUGGAGCUGCUGGGGCCGAGUCUUGAAGAUCUCUUCAAUUUUUGUUCAAGGAAAUUUAGUCUCAAGACAGUCUUGUUACUUGCUGACCAAAUGAUUAGUCGAAUUGAGUAUAUUCACUCUAAGAAUUUCAUCCACCGAGAUGUGAAACCAGAUAACUUCUUAAUGGGCCUGGGGAAGAAAGGAAAUCUUGUCUACAUAAUAGACUUUGGAUUAGCAAAGAAGUAUCGAGAUGCUCGAACUCACCAACAUAUCCCAUAUCGUGAAAAUAAAAACUUAACAGGAACUGCUCGUUAUGCAUCCAUCAACACUCAUCUUGGAAUUGAGCAAUCUCGCAGAGAUGACUUGGAGUCCUUGGGCUAUGUACUGAUGUAUUUUAACCUGGGCUCCCUCCCCUGGCAGGGACUGAAAGCAGCAACAAAGAGGCAGAAAUAUGAACGUAUCAGUGAAAAGAAAAUGUCUACACCCAUUGAGGUUUUGUGUAAAGGAUAUCCUUCUGAAUUUGCCACAUACUUGAAUUUCUGCCGUUCUCUGCGUUUUGAUGACAAACCGGACUACUCCUAUCUAAGGCAAUUAUUCAGAAACCUCUUUCACCGACAAGGGUUCUCCUAUGACUAUGUGUUUGACUGGAACAUGCUGAAAUUUGGUGCAAGCAGAGCGACUGAAGAUGCUGAACGUGAAAGGAGAGAACGAGAGGAAAGAUUGAGACAUACACGAAAUCCAGCUGUUCGUGGACUACCCUCCACUGCUUCUGGCAGGCUGAGGGGAACGCAAGAUGUAGCUCCUCCUACUCCUCUUACCCCAACUUCACAUGCUGCCAACACUUCUCCUCGACCAGUGUCUGGUAUGGAACGAGAAAGGAAAGUGAGUAUGAGAUUGCAUCGUGGUGCCCCAGUCAAUGUCUCAUCAUCUGACUUAACAGGACGACAAGAUACUUCUCGCAUGUCAACUUCGCAGAAUAGCAUUCCUUUCGAACACCAUGGCAAGUAGCUGCUCGUCUCCUUUCGUUGGAAGGCAGCACUGGAUUCCUGCUCGGGUAACUACCAGUGUUCUUCAGUCCACUGUGCAUCGAUGAAAAUUUAUUUUGCCAUGGAGGGCAGAUAAUGCAUGGCUGAUCUCCUAUGUUAUCAAUGGCUUUACUAGCAAAAACACCCUAAACUAGAGUGGAAACAAUACAACUGGAGUUCUCCAUGUGACUUAAAAGGCACUUGGAGGAACAUGGACAGACUCCAGCAGCUGCCAUUACAGGACGCUUUUGCCAGAAACCCAGUGACCUUAAGAGAACCCUGUGGUAACAGGGCUGGAAAAGAAAGAUGGUUUACAGAGUUGACCGCCUGUUACUGGAUGGCCAUUUCAGUUUUCCCUCCACAGGCGGCAGACUUUAUCCCCUUUUUAUUAUUCUACUGUAACUAUAAAUCUUUUACUUGGUUUAAGAAAGUUUUUGUAUCAUUUUGCUAAAAUUAUUGGGUUAAUUCUCUGUAAAGAACUCUUGCUUUUCUCUGAUUUAAAAAUGUAGAAUAUAAACAGUCCUAAACUAAAGACAAUGACUUGAAAUUUUUUGUUUAAAAAAUUUAGUCUGGCAGGGAGCAUGUAAAUGAAUCAAAAUCAUCUGACUGUAUUUAAACUGUUCACUUAUUUGUAUGGUCUUAUUCUGACUGAGAAGUUUUUCUCACAAAAUUUUUAAAACUGUUAAGAGUUUUACUUUACUGUUUGCCGUCUUCAUUCACACUAAACAUUUCCAUGUAACACAGAGGAAUUUUUAAUAUUCAUUCUUUUGCAUAAAAGAGAACUCAAGACCCUGUAGAGAGUCAAAGUAUAGUAUAGAUGGUAAAAGUUGAUUUAUUUCUUUCUCUUUUUUUUUUUUGUAAAGUAUAUGAAGAACAAAGUGAAAGACACUGGCAUUUAAAUGGAUUGUUUCAAAUACUGUUUUUAUUGGUAAAAUUUUGUUUUCUGCACUCUGAGGCUGGUUAGCUUGGAGGGUACUGUAAGUGGACAAUGCAUGUUGCCACGGAGUCUUUAGUGAAUUUGCACAUUUCAUUCAGCAUCUACAUGUUCAAAAAAAAAAAAAAAGAUGAUGAUGAUUCGGGCCUUCUGUUUCAUGCCAAGACUCAAAAAAAAAAAAAAAAAGGAAUUCUAAAAAAAAAAAAGUGAAAAAGUGUUCUUGCUAUGAAAUCCAGAAAACUUUUAAAACUCAGGUGCAUACCAUAUUUAAUUCCUAACUGUAUUCCACGUGAGUACUUCCAGAAUCAUUAGCCAGUAGCUUAAGAAUGAAUGACUCAUGUUGUCCAAAAGAAUGUUGCAGGUGUUGUUAGCAAAUGUCCAUAUGGAAUAUGGGAAAUACUUUAUAUUUUUUGUUACUGUAAACAGUCUCAUAAACUAAAAAUAGUUAUGUUGUCCAUGUAGUAAUUGGACCACUGUCAGAAAUACUCUUUAUGCUAGUAUCAAAGACGUAAUGGGAAGUUCUGUGUUGGAAAUGAAAGUACGUAUGCAGAGUUUGCUUGAACAGUUAGUUGUUUUGAGAAAUUCUUCCUUGCUUAAAAACAAAAUUUUAAAGGAUUGCUGGUCUUAAGAGUUUUAUGAAGAGUAAUUUUUAUUGUUUCAAGGUUUGCAGAUUCCUCCUUCCCCAAAGAAAAAAAGGUCCACAUAUUAGAUAUCAGUCAUUUUUCUUUGGAUGUCUUUGUGACAUUAAGUAUUUGCUUGUGUGUACUCUGGAUCUGACAGGGGAAACUUGUCUUGGAGAUUACAGUGGAAGAGUUUAAGAGUAAUCCAUGGAUAAGUUUGCAAUAGAGAAUUAUUUCCUCAGUCACUAUAAACUUCAGUAUUUUAGGCAUGUGCACUACCAUUUGAACAGUUUUACACUUCACUGUGCUUUCCUUGUAAAUAUCUGUGGUUAAUAAUAUACUGUUAGAGGGACUUACAAAGGCUGCCUCUUUAUUCUCUCUGUAUCUGGAACAUUAGAUUGCUGUGCUAUACUUAAAAGUUGAUUGCAGACUUCUAGAAAUGUACUCAGUUGUGGGCAAUUUUUGUCCUUCAUAAUAGUUAAAAUUCCAUCAUGUGGAAAAUAGACUGUCUGUAUAAACCUGUGUAUUGGAAAUCAGUAUCUCAGAGCACUUCAUUUGUACUACCACUGUAUUUGUGUACUUUAUCAAUUGUGUAAAUACAUUCAUAAUGACUUCUAUUCUUCUUUGGUGUAACUUACUUACAAUGACUCUUUUCUUGGUGUAACUUUUGUAUUAUUCUUUUUGUAAUGGGUUUCUGUACAUAUAAAGAACAUUGUCAAUUCCAAACAUUUGAAGAAAUGGUGACAGGAUUUAAGUAGUCAUGGUUAGAUUGCAGCAGCUAAGGUAUGCAGGAAAAAAGAGAAGACAUUAAUUGCUUUGCUCACAAAGAACAUGUCUUUUGUCUCUAUAAAGGUAAAUGUUUUUGUUUGGAUAUUA